Molecule: messenger RNA, 354 nt
Organism: Sesamum indicum (sesame)
Lineage: Eukaryota; Viridiplantae; Streptophyta; Magnoliopsida; Lamiales; Pedaliaceae
Source: RefSeq, a predicted model, not a curated record
AUGUCGAUCUCCUCCUGGAAACCAACACAAUCCAACAUGACAAACUUUUCAGUUUGGAGUAUGAUGAACAAGCACCAAGGGAAGGAUAAGGUGGUGGUUAUAUUGGGUGCCACUGGCACAGGCAAAUCGCGCAUGGUGAUAGACCUAGCCACCCGUUUCAGGAUAGAGGUCAUCAACUCAGACAAAAUUGAGGAUUUUGUGCAUCAUGCAUUGCUAGCUGUUGAUGCCAUCGUACAAAAGAAUCGGCUGGCAAUCAAUGCUGGAGGGUCCAAUUCCUUCGUACAGGCACUUGUCAAUGACAAUCUGAGUUUCACUCCAAGUACGAGUGUUGCUUUCUCGGGAUGGACGUGGUGA